AUGGCCAACGCGGUGUUCCUCCUCCUCCUCGCCGUCACCGGGGUCCUUUUCAUCCAUCCGGCGGUGGCGGGGAUCAAGCAGAAGUCAUUCAAGGAUGACCCCCGCCGCUCCAUUCUCUUCGAUAGGUUCACCUCCAGCAGCCACGGUUGGAUGUCUAUCUCCGUCACCGGCGUCAAGGCUUCGUCCACGCACCCCGAGCUAGACCCGUCACAGCUAGGCUUCUUCCUCCUCUCCGACGAGACUCUCUUUGCGGCCAUCAGCCUUGAGCUGCCGCUGCCCACGGAUCUGUUCCGCAACCUGGAGUGGUCGUCUUGCGUCCUCUACAGCCCCUACAUCAUAACUCUCUUCACCUUCGCUCACCUCGAUGAUGAAGGCCACUUCAACCGGACCUUCCCCAUCACCCACGCCGACGAGUACAGCCUCUUCUUCGCCAGCUGCACGCCGGAGUCCAAAGUUACCAUGGAGGUCCAGACCCACAUCUACGACACCAACCCAAAUCAUUGCAUAGACGUUUGACAUCAGCUCACAUCUACAAAUCUUCUGCGUAGCACAAUUGUGGACUCUCAAAAGGCCGUAGACGUUUGACAUCAGCUCAUACUCUGCAGCCCCUCUCUCUUUCUGUUGC
Messenger RNA from Setaria italica (foxtail millet), 625 nucleotides. RefSeq lists its product as uncharacterized. The record is from RefSeq and is a predicted model, not a curated record. NCBI's taxonomy places the organism in Eukaryota, Viridiplantae, Streptophyta, Magnoliopsida, Poales, Poaceae. The coding region runs from base 1 to 516 and encodes 171 amino acids. The transcript has a single exon.